This is a messenger RNA of Vigna unguiculata (cowpea), 900 nucleotides long. RefSeq names its product zinc finger BED domain-containing protein RICESLEEPER 2-like. The record is from RefSeq and is a predicted model, not a curated record. NCBI's taxonomy places the organism in Eukaryota, Viridiplantae, Streptophyta, Magnoliopsida, Fabales, Fabaceae. Gene Ontology annotation, molecular function: DNA binding; protein dimerization activity.
AUGGAUCAUUCUAAGAGCAAGCCUUUAAAUUUGGAUGAUGAUCUUGUAUCUGAAACUCCUGGUCCAUCUGAAAUUCAAGAUGGUUUAAAGGUGGUUGAUAAAGUACUUCAUAACAUUAGAGAGAGUGUUAAGUAUGUUAAAUCAUCGGAUGGAAGAACUCUCAAAUUCAAAGAAUGUGUUAGUGAUAUUGGCAUAAAUAUGAGCAUUGGUUUGAGAUUAGAUGUGACUAAAAGAUGGAAUUUGACUUAUUUGAUGCUUGAAAGUGCAAUAAGAUACAAGGCUUUUGAAAUUCUCAAAGUGGUUGAUAGAAGUUAUAAAAAUUGUCCAUUUUUUGAGGAAUGGGAUAAGGGAGAGAAAAUGUGUCAAUUCUUAGAACCAUUUUAUGACAUCACAAACAUGAUUUUCGGUUCUUCUUAUCCCACUUCAAAUUUGUAUUUUAUGGAAAUUUGGAAGAUUCAAUUAAUCAUUGAAGAGAAUUUUUUGAAUGAAGAUGUCAUUUUAAAGACAAUGGCUUUGAAUAUGAAGGAGAAGUUUCAAAAGUAUUCGAAGGAGUAUAGUAUUGUGUUAGCUUUUGGAGAUAUUCUUGACCCACGACUAAAGGAUCUUAAAAUGUAUCAAAAUGAAUCAAAAUCCAUAAUUGGCAAGAGCGAGGUAGAUGUUUACCUAGAUGAACCAACAAUAGAUGAUGAAGAAAGUGAAGAUUUUGAUGUACUCAAAUAUUGGAAAACUAAUGAGAAAAAAUUCCCUAUGUUGUCUAUAAUGGCUCGAGAUGUGCUUAGUAUUUCCAUUACUAUUGUCGCAUCAAAGUCAGCUUUUAGGAAAGGUGGGCGUAUACUUUCCAAAUAUAGAAGCUCUAUUCUUCCUAAUCAUGUGCAAAUGUUGAUUUGUACUCAAAGUUGA